Trachemys scripta elegans is the source of this 1338-nucleotide messenger RNA. RefSeq names its product mast cell protease 1A-like. Lineage: Eukaryota; Metazoa; Chordata; Testudines; Emydidae. Bases 74 to 838 code for a protein of 254 amino acids. The record is from RefSeq and is a predicted model, not a curated record. The transcript is spliced from 5 exons. Gene Ontology annotation, biological process: proteolysis. Gene Ontology annotation, molecular function: serine-type endopeptidase activity. Gene Ontology annotation, cellular component: cytoplasm; intracellular membrane-bounded organelle.
UUUCCUGUCCCCAGCUGUGGCUAUAAGACCCCAGGGCUGAGUCAGACGCACCUUCUCUGAUGCGGUGCUGACAAUGCUGCUGCUGCUGCUCCUGCUUCCUGCAGCCGUCCUCUUGCCACUCAGGGCUCAAGCUGGGUGGAUCAUCGGUGGGAACGUAUCUUCGCCACACUCCAGACCCUACAUGGCCUACCUGGAGGUGAGCAUGGGCCCGGUGAAUACACAGACGUGCGGAGGGCUGUUGGUGAAGAAGGACUUUGUCCUGACGGCUGCUCACUGCAGCUGUAUUGCAGGCAACAUCACAGUCAUCCUCGGAGCCCACAAUGUCCACGAGCCGGAGGAAACCCAGCAGCGCCUGCGUGUGCGACGCAUCAUCCCCCACCCAGAAUUCACCAGGGACCCCUUCACCAACGACCUCUUGCUUCUGCAGCUGGAGAAGAAGGUGGAGGUGACGAAGGAGGUGAAGCUGCUCAGGUUGCCCUCAGCUCAUUCCACCCCGAAAGCAGAGGAGAAGUGCCUGGUAGCCGGAUGGGGUCUCACUAGCCCGAAUGCCUUUAUGCCCCCUAGUACCCUGCAUGAAGUGCAAGUGCAGGUGCUGGAUGAGGACACGUGCACCAUGUUUUAUCCUGGCUAUGAGCACGCCAGCAUGCUGUGUGCAGGGAGGCCCUUCCAGAGGGGAUCGGCUUACAUGGGGGAUUCCGGGGGUCCCCUGGUGUGUAACGGGGUACCCCAGGGCAUUGUUUCCUAUGGACGAGUGGACGGUUCUCCACCUGCGAUAUACACACGGCUUACUAAAUUCGUCCCGUGGAUUAGGCGACAGAUGCGCUUGUUCCAGCAGUAAUUAAGACACACACCAAGAGAGAAGGACAUUGCCCAUGGACCUCAUGUCCCUGUUUGAAACAGAGUUGUCCAAAUAGCCUUCCUGAGGGUUUUACACUGCUGCCCAUUACCGUAGUAUCUAGGCGCUAUAUUAUUAAUGUUAAACAGGAAAGUGGCCGUGGCUGCCUUCCAGCAGGUCUCUGAUAUAUUGAUAGGCUUGGAAGGAUUCGAUUUUUAUUGGCAAAAGUCGGCAAACAUCAAUUUCGCUGCUCACACACAAACCGAUGAAAAAAUACUUCCAUUGAAAGUAAUAGAAAUUUACAUGUAGGCAAAGUAAUGAAAAUGCUGCUUGAGAAUGGCUCAGUUUGAUUUCAGGAUAUGUACUUUGUAUAUUUUGACAUGUGAUGUUGACCAUUUGUAUUUUAACCGUUAUAAAGCUUUGACAUUGGGAAUCUAAACAUCUACUGUCAUGCAAUAAUUAUUGUCUGGCAGCCCCCCAUUGUCUGUCAUCCCCACAAUUUC